UUUUUCUCUACGUGAUUGCGUCACGUCCGGCGCAAGAGCAAAAUACCAUUUUCUGUCGCGUGUGCGGCCUCUCUUCCUCCACCGCCAUCAUGGGUCGCAUGCACGCUCCCGGAAAGGGCCUGUCCCAGUCAGCUCUGCCUUACAGGCGCAGUGUUCCCACUUGGCUGAAACUCACAUCUGAUGAUGUCAAAGAGCAGAUCUUCAAGCUGGCCAAAAAGGGCCUGACCCCCUCUCAGAUUGGUGUGAUUCUGAGGGAUUCCCAUGGUGUUGCCCAGGUACGUUUCGUCACUGGCAACAAGAUCCUGAGGAUUCUUAAGACCAAGGGUCUGGCCCCUGAUCUGCCCGAGGAUCUCUACCACCUUAUCAAGAAGGCUGUGGCCGUCAGGAAGCAUCUGGAGAGAAACAGAAAGGACAGGGAUGCCAAGUUCCGCCUGAUUCUCGUUGAAAGCAGGAUUCACAGGCUGGCCCGUUACUACAAGACCAAGAGAGUACUGGCCCCCAACUGGAAGUACGAGUCCUCUACAGCUUCUGCUCUGGUGGCAUAAACGCUUCACAUUUUGGAUUAAUAAAAAGAGUUAAAUUGGAA
This is a messenger RNA of Cottoperca gobio, 586 nucleotides long. It is a transcript of the gene rps13, whose product is annotated as ribosomal protein S13. The record is from RefSeq and is a predicted model, not a curated record. Gene Ontology annotation, molecular function: structural constituent of ribosome; small ribosomal subunit rRNA binding. Lineage: Eukaryota; Metazoa; Chordata; Actinopteri; Perciformes; Bovichtidae. The coding region runs from base 90 to 545 and encodes 151 amino acids. Gene Ontology annotation, cellular component: nucleolus; cytosolic small ribosomal subunit; ribosome. The transcript has 6 exons. Gene Ontology annotation, biological process: translation.